This is a messenger RNA of Fundulus heteroclitus (mummichog), 8670 nucleotides long. RefSeq names its product matrix-remodeling-associated protein 5. Gene Ontology annotation, cellular component: extracellular region. The record is from RefSeq and is a predicted model, not a curated record. The transcript is spliced from 17 exons. Gene Ontology annotation, molecular function: protein binding. Bases 450 to 7853 code for a protein of 2467 amino acids. Lineage: Eukaryota; Metazoa; Chordata; Actinopteri; Cyprinodontiformes; Fundulidae.
AAGAAAGGAGAGUGAUUAUGUUUCCGCCAGGACAGCCCGUGAAGUGAAAGAAGAGUCUCAGAGAGGGGUUACAUGAAUGAGGGAGGCGAAUGAAAGAGUGUAGACGAGGAUGGAGAGGCAUUCCUGGCUGCGUGCUUAAACGGCAAGGAAGAGGAAAAGCAGCUAAUCUGAAAUCCAGAUGCCUUGGGGACCAGCGGAGGGUCAAGCCAAUCAGCACAAAAGGAGCGCUCCAUCCCCUCUCCCACUCUCUCCUCACAGAUCACCAGGACAUCAACUGGGUACUUGUUAACCGCGUCUUCUCUGGUUAAACUCUCCGUCCUCCACGCACAGCUCAAGGAGUCGGAUGUUUUGAGGGCAUUUUCUUUUUCUCCUGAAAAAGUUUGUUUUCCAGCUUCCGGAGGAGUUUCCAGAUAUGUUCAUGUUGGGAGCACUCUGACAGACCUCCAGUCAUGGGACUUUUUUUGUGCACCAAAUCCCUCUGCAGGCUGGCUGCAGCCUGGUUUCCCCUGUUCUUCUCAUCACUCCUACUGCAUACGAUUGUCUCUGUCCACGGUGUCCCAUCCUGCCCACGCAGCUGUAGCUGCCCAGGAACUAAAGAGGUCCAGUGUACGUUCAGGCACCUCGCCACCAUUCCCAGGGCCUUUCCUAAAGCUACAGAGAGGCUCAACCUGGGUUACAACAGCUUGACAGAGGUGGAGGGGUCAGAGUUCAGGUCACUGCAGCAGCUUGAAAUGCUCAUGUUGCAUGGAAACGACAUUAGCCGAGUCCACCCUGGGGCCUUCUAUACCCUGAGGUCACUGCAGAUCCUGAAGCUGAGUUACAACAAGCUCAGAUCAGUGAAUUCCGGUCUCUUCGAGGGUCUGGUCAGUCUGAUCCGUCUCCAUCUGGAUCACAACCUUCUAGACUUUAUAGAGCCAUACUCCUUUUCUGGUCUGACCUCUCUGAAACUCCUGCAACUGGAGGGGAACCUGCUGAAACAGAUCCAUCCUCAUACCUUCAUAACUGUCUCAAUACUUGGAAGCUUUUGGAACUCUGGACUCAAACACUUACACCUAUCAGACAACCUCCUGGAGGAGAUCCCUCCUGCAGCAUUAAAAACAGCUCCCAGGCUGGAGCUCCUCACUCUCCACGGUAAUCCCUGGAACUGUGACUGUCAACUUCACUGGUUCCUGGAAUGGAGCACCACUCAUGAAGGAGUAGUAAAAUGUAAGAAAGAGCGAGGUGAGGCUGAGACAUGCCCUCAGUGCUCAUUUCCUCAGCUUCUGAAUGGAACCCAGCUGCUGGAGUUGACUGCAGGCAAGCUCGUCUGUGAACGACCAUUUCUUCGUUCCCCUCUCAAACAGUGGGACAAUCCUCAUUGGGCAGAAUCUGAAGCUGAGCCUGACCUUCCAUACAUCCGGGACUUAGAAAAACCUUUGGGCCAACUAACCAUCGUUCUUUCAGACAGCCAUGGAAACCGGGCUUUUGUGUCGUGUGAUGUACGCCAUCCGGGCGACAGUUCCCCCAUGACAUGGAUUUUAAACCCGCAGUCAUCAAUGGAGCUAUCUGUAAAUGUGUCACUGGUGACUGUCUUGGAGUGUGAGAUUGAUCGAGAGACAUUGCAAAAUCUAUGGCAAUUAGUUGCCUAUUAUUAUGAAACCCCAGCAAUUCUGGAAAGAGGUCAACAGAGGGCUAAUACAAGCAAAGUUACGUAUCAGUAUUCUCAGGCUAUCAAUGAGAACUCCCCCUACUUCACAGAACUAAAAGGAUAUUUAGAAGCCGAACCAGCAUGGCUGCUUCAACCCAGAGUCACUGUGAAGCUAAACAGGCAGCAGACAACAACAAGAAAACUUGUCAUGGAUUUCACCACUAUAAUCACAAAAAACAUCAACAGCCAUGGGAGGCAAGAAGAUGACAUUGAAGUUCCGUCCUCAUGGGCAUUGAUCCGUAGAGAAACAACUGGAAGGGUUCAAGCUGCCCUCGAGGGUUCAAAGGUCAAUUUACAGUGCAGUGUUGUUACUUCUGACCCAGAAGCAAAAGUAGAAUGGAUGCUUCCAGAUUUGUCCACUGUAGAGGAAGCAACGGAUAAGGUAAAAAUAUCAGAAAGAGGCCAACUUGUCAUUUCAAAUGCCACGCUUUCUGACUCAGGUCUCUAUCACUGCAUAGUCCGAAGCAAAGCAGGUGUGGACUUGAUGCCACUGAGAUUCACAGUCAAAGAGCGCACCCUUGGUCCAACAGCAUUUAAUGGUCAGAAAAUUAUGAUUGAGAAGGGGAACUCGCUGUCUCUUCCUUGUGAGGUGACCUCAUCUCAGCCCAGUCAGACCUUGUGGUACCUGCCCAAAAACCAAGUUCUCCUGCCGACGCAACAGACAAAAAGAGCAGAAGUGAUGGAAAAUGGGACUUUGGUGGUUAGAAAGAUGACACAUGAAGACGCUGGGGAAUAUAGCUGCUUGGCCUCCAAUCUGUACGGAGUUGACAUGCUCUCUCACAUAGUGGAAGUCACAGGGAAAAGGACUUCAGAAAAGACCAAAGUACAAACGGACAGAGAACCCCUUAUCAUGCCACUUGGUGUAGAUGAAGCGGAGGGUUCAGGGGUUGACUAUCAAGAAAUUGUAAGGCCUUUUGCUACACAGCUACCAGAGAAGGUAGGACGACCACACAGGAAACUCAAUGGGUUGUUUAAGGGAACACGGAUCAAAAAUUUAAAGAGGAAGCCCAAUAAAUCUGUUAAGGAAUUAGAUCCAAAUCGCUGGGCCGAGAUUUUAGCAAAAACUAAAGCUAAACCAAGUGUUCCUCUGCCUACUGAGCACUCACUUGAAGAGCCCAGUACAGUAACCAUCCAGGCUAGAACAUUCAAACCCUCAACUACAAGUGUGAGUACAACUGCAGAGACUUUAUUCCACUUUACUACCUCUCCUUAUAUUAAGCCAAAUACGUUUCCUUUUCAAGAAGAAGUUAAGACCGAAAUCCAUUCAAGAAAAGAGAAAAUGGAGACUCACUAUGAAGUAUCUGAAAUACAGCAAACUAAGCUGUUGGAUUUACACCCUGGAAGUACAGUGCCAUCCUUCCUGCAUGUUCAACAGACCACAGACGCAGUAGAAAGCAUUAAAACUCCAUCUAGUCCCCUUGUCAAGCAACUAGAAACCAAACACAUUGACACGGAAAGAAAAAACUUUGUUCCUGGUUGGUCUAACAGGAGAAGACCCUUUCAAAGACGUAGAAAACCCCCAAUGAGAAGACUCCAUCCAAACAAAACCCCUUCCUACCCAACAUCCAACAAGCCCCAAAGAACUGUGCCUCAAAAGACAUACACUACACCAACAACCACCACCACAACCACUACUACUCCCACCACAACAACUACUACCCCCACCACAACCACUACUACAACUACAACCACUACUACCCCCACCACACCAACAACAACCACCCCUGUUCCAACUACAGUAGAGUACAAUGAACCCCUACCAGCCGAGUAUGAGACAGAAGAUCGUGACACAUAUUAUGAGGAAUAUGAUUACAAGAGUAGGGAACGCUUGGAUGCUACAGAAGAUGGAAUCAGCGACAUCUCUACUAACACCCAUCUACAUGGUAGUGUUACACCCCCUCUAUUGGACAGAGAAAGAAAUCCUCAUUUGGCUAAUCAAGAAUUACCUAAUCCAAAAAGCAUUCCCACUCCAAAGCUGGAGACUUCAGUUUUAUGGACAACUGAAAAUCAUGUAAAUCUUAAGGAAAGCCAGAUAGAGGGAGUGGGGGUGACAGAACAAACCAAACAUGCUGUCACUAACACUAAAAGCAAUGAUAAAAGCCCCGCAAGAAUAAACGAGAAAGAGAAGAUGAAUGCAACCGAAGAGCAAGAAAAGUUUAAAGAUGAAGGUGAGGGACACAAGGUAAAAUUAAAAAUGGAGUCAGUUACUCAGAGCUAUGUUUCACAAGAUAAAUUUCGGUUAACAUCCCAUAGCAGGCAAGGAAGUAAAACUCAACCUUCACCUGAUCAAAACUUACCUGCAAAUCCAAAGAAACCAGAACCCAAUAAGAAGACUGAAAACCACCACCUUCAAGUUAUGGAACCACUUCACCCUUGGCUUCACCAGAACAAUCAGCAAAGAGGACAAACUACCAGUUCUAGGGUAACACACACAGAUCAUGGCAGAAAUGCAGCAAGACACGGUCAAGUAAAUCCAAGCAGCCAUUCCCAGCCUCCCAGAGUCCCUCCAACCUCCCGCUGGUCAGCACACCAUCAUCCUCAUCCAUAUUACCCCAUACACCCUUCCUUGACAGGUCAAAGGCAAUUUCCUCACCCAAGGCAAGGUCUGAAACCCACUCAUCGACCGUGGUCUUUCCUUCACCCAUGGGGUCACGGCUCAUCCGUCACCAACAGACCAGAGAUAACAGCUGAAACUGUAAAACCCACUACCACUGUUUCAGGAACAGACAAUUCCAGAGGUCUACCACCCAAUAUCUAUCAUCAUAGUCAUCAAAAUCACCACGUUGACAGCAGAGCCCAAACCAGAGAUCAUCUCUUUCUAUCGAGGCUCAGAAACCGAUACAGACAGGCCCAGCUUGAUCGGAUUGCUCAACUCGGAAGGAUAGCCACACCCAAACCUCGGACCGGCUACGAUCCUCCACCUCCAAUCACACCCAAAAAAGACUCCCCAUCCCCACAUGGACCUUUCACUUUGAAACCACCAGCAUCCACUGCUUCAUACAUUUACUCCCUGGAGCUCUUAAAGCCUGCUAAACCAUCAUCGUUGUUUGUUUUCCCCCAAACCCCUCCCUCACGUCCAACAACUUCUCCAGCUCUGUAUGGAGGACGAAUCAGCUCCUCCCAGAGUCCCACAGCGGCACCUCCUUUCCCAUGGCUGUUUGGAGUUAAUGGGAUGAAACCUCGGAUAACCACAGUUACCACAGCAAGUGUGUCUGUGCUCGCAGAAGAUGACGUCUUCCUUCCCUGCAAAGCAGCUGGGAACCCUGAACCUAACAUCGCUUGGACCAAAGUCUCCACAGGUGCCACUAUCCCAGCCAACACCAAACAUGGCUCCCGUUUUGAAGUCUUUAGGAAUGGAACUUUCCUCAUUAAAAACGUCCAGCUUCAGGAUCGAGGACAGUACCUCUGCACAGCCCACAACAGGUUUGGAUCAGAUCGUACGGUGAUCACCCUAGCUGUCCAGACGGAGGCCCCCAGAAUCCAGCCCCCCAAGUCAGCAGUAAUAUCGAUAUACUUAGGAAAGACUGCGACAUUCCACUGCCUAGCUUCUGGAAAACCACCUGCCCAGAUUUCCUGGAUUCUCCCAGACAGGACGUUCGUCCGAGAAGCUGGAACCAUCCACACCCUCCUUUCUCCGAUGUCUCUGCUUCAGAACGGGACCCUAAAAAUUCACUCAGCCAAUUUCUCCAGCAAAGGAGAUUACAAAUGUAUAGCAAGCAAUGCGGCUGGUGCUGAUACAGUCACUUAUCAACUCCAUGUGGCAGCUUUGCCUCCGAGUAUAAGUGAAGGAACACAGGAUACAGAGAUCGUUCAGCCAGACAGGAGUGUGUAUAUUCACUGCUCGGCAAAGGGUGAACCAGUGCCUGCUCUGAAGUGGAUGCUCCCAACGGGCGUCCAUGUUAAAGCAUCACAGUUUCUGGGACGCAGGAUAUUCGUCUUCCCAAAUGGGACGCUGUUUGUAAAGAAUGCUGUGCCAUCUGAUGGGGGCAGGUACGAGUGUUUGGCCACCAACCCAGUGGGUAUAGCCAAGCGAACAGUCCUGCUGGAAGUGAGAGAAGAGUCCUCCUCCUCAUUGCGCCAUGGCCCUCCUCCUCUUCCCAUCCCGCCAUCCCAGAGCCAUGGUUCUCCAUCCCGUCAACAUGUUGUGUCAGCUUUGUAUGGUUCCGCUGUCUACCUCCACUGUCCAGAGUCCACUGGAUCCUCAAGAGGGACUUUCUGGCAGCUGCCAUCUAAGAUCAUUCUGGAGCAUCAAUACAGCCCAGAGAGACCAAUUAAAGUUUUUCGUAAUGGGACCCUGAGGAUUCUCCAGCUAACAGAGCUCGAUGGUGGAAAUUAUCAGUGCAUCUUUCAGCGGCCUAAUGGGGAGGAGAUGGAGCUCUUCCAGGUAGACGUGUUGAUGACUCCCCCUCGAAUCGAACAUGUAAGGACGGCACAGACCAGAGUGAGCUUCGGAGAGAAUUUCCAGGUGGACUGUGUUGCGACGGGCCUGCCCAGCCCAGAUGUCUCCUGGAGUCUUCCAGAUGGAACAUUAGUCAACAACGCCCUUCAGUCUGACGACAGCGGCCUUCGCAAUCGACGUUAUGUGAUAUACGGAAAUGGCACGUUACUUCUUCAGCAUAUGGGCAGAAAAGAUGAAGGCGACUACACUUGCCAUGCUACAAACAAACUGGGCAAAGACGAAAGAAAACUCAGCGUCAAAGUCGGACCAAACGCUCCACAAAUUGGAUUAAAAUCCCAAUCACUCGUGAAAGUAAAACUGGGAGAAUCAGCUAAACUUAGCUGUCGGGCAACAGGUGAACCUAAACCGAGGAUCACAUGGAUCUCACCACAAACGGAUGUGAUACCACUAUUAUCAGACAAGUACAGGGUUAUAGAGGAUGGAACAUUAAUUUUGAAGAAAGUGACACUGGACGAUGAAGGGAAGUAUACCUGUGUGGCAAGGAAUUCUGCUGGUGAGGAUAUUAAAAACAUGAUAGUGGAAGCUGAACUUCAGGAACCCUUCAUUGAUGCUAUGACAGAGAGGACUACUACAAGGCUUCUGGCUGUUUCCUACCAAACAGCACUUCUGGACUGCAGAGUGGAGGGAAAACCCAAGCCCAAGCUCUGGUGGCUUACUCCCUAUGGCCACUCACUAACAACACCCUACCUUGGAGGUCGCUUUCAAGUCCACCAAAAUGGAAGUCUAGAGCUGAGGGGGGUAAGGAAGACAGAUGCAGGCAGGUACAAGUGUUUUGCUAAGAAUCACCUGGGUGAAGUUUCCCUUUCAGUAGAAUUAGACGUGGCAUCUCUAGCUGAGAAACCUAUCUUUUCUAAUCCUAACAUUGAGAUCUUACCAAUUAAGCAAGAUGGUGGUGAACUGAUCUUGGAGUGCCCUGCUCGGGGCACUCCAAUCCCAGAGAUUUCUUGGGUGCUACCUAACGGGACUUUGUUAUCAUCUGGACGGACACUUCAACGCUUUACCCACCAUCUCGGAAAUGGGACUCUACGGAUCCUCCGACCAACACCAACUGAUAAAGGAAUUUACCGCUGCCUAGCAAGAAAUGUAGCAGGACAAGCAGAGAAACGUUACUCCCUGGAGGCUGGCUGGAAACCUGUGAUCAGAGGAACAACAGGUGGAAUGAAGAUCACCUAUGGCCUCAGUCUGAACCUACCUUGCACUGUUGAUAGCUGGCCACAGGCACUGAUCACAUGGACCCUACCCAAUGGUGUGGUUUUGGACAAACCCCAGACCAUUGGUCGAAUAUCCUUCCUCACCAAUGGAACCCUACACGUCAGGCAGAUUGCCCCUUUUGAUAAAGGAACGUAUAUUUGCAGAGCCUCGAACUCUUUUGGAUCGUCAACACUGUCCUACCCCGUCAUCGUGAUGGUUUUCCCUCCCCGGAUCACAAGCACAAUGACCGCCAUCACAAGAGUCCUUCGAGGAACUCCGGUGAUGCUAAGGUGUGCCGCAACGGGCGUCCCCAAGCCAGAUAUUUCGUGGACGUUACCUGGCCGCACUACGCUGGUACCUCACAACCGGUACACGGUGCAGGGGGGAAUUCACAUGACAGACGGGGGUAGUCUGGUCAUACAAAAUCCUGUGUUGACUAACUCUGGAAUUUACAAAUGCAACGCUAAAAAUGCCCUCGGAACAGAUUUCAAAUCAACAUACCUACAAGUCAUUUGAGGGUGAAGGAGGAGCUCAUAGCAGACUAUAAUAGUAACUGAGGGAGGCGUCUUCUCUGAAGACUGACCAAUUAUCAAGAUGCUCUGCUGGCGGAUGUAAAACAACUUGAACUUUGGCUUAAAGCUUGAGAUACUAUAGAUACCAUUUGAUUGUAACUGCAGUACUUGUUUUACAUUUCAAGUUUUGUUCAACUCCAAAGAGUCAUGCUGAAAUACAUUUUCAUGAAGAAUAUUUUUCCACGGGAAGCUUUGCCCUCUUGGCCUUCCACCCUUGUAGAGAUUCCAUCUUCCCAUACGGCAUUGUUGUUAAUCUUCUGCAGUUAAAUAUUUAAGGUUCCUUAAUAUAGAUGGGUGUAAUCUGGUGCUUGUAUCUAGAAAUUGUUCUCUGUUGUGAGAGAAAUGUAUUUUACUAUGUUUUCAGCUGUCUCCAUAUUCAUCUCCUAAACUCUGUCAGGAACCUGAGAGUGCCGUUUCUCCCCAAACUUUACAUUAAACAAUCACAAAACGUCAGGCUUAACAAGUCCCCAUCAAAUAUACUUGUAUCCACCAUGAACAACUCCUCGGUGAUAAGUACCACAUAUUAGGAAAUUCUGAGUAUUUUCUGUACAAAGAUAAAAUUGCUCUCAGACGAUGCUCUACAUUGAUGCAACUACAUCAAAUGAUGUACGGUAAGUAUAAUUUUCACGUCUAUUCUCUCAGAAUGCUGGCAUCGUAGAUACAUCGUGACAUCUUAAUCAAUGAGGUGAAAGUGUGCUUGUAUAAUUUAUGAGUAAACAAAAUAAACAAGUGUGCGAUAUUUUUAUUAACUGUCCCACUCC